Pocillopora meandrina is the source of this 10319-nucleotide messenger RNA. The record is from the annotation of a GenBank genome assembly. NCBI's taxonomy places the organism in Eukaryota, Metazoa, Cnidaria, Anthozoa, Scleractinia, Pocilloporidae.
AUGGAGUCUGAGUUCAAAAAGCAAGAAGCCAGCAAGAGGUCAGAGGACGCCGAUGAGGCAAGUAGUUAUUGGUCGUGGUUGUUGGUCGGGAUUGUUGCUGCUUCGUAUAAAUGUAUCAAGUUGCUAUGUAUUUGUCUGCCAUAUAUGAGAAUUUUUCGCAGUUGAAAAUUAAUUAUAAGCCCAGUGAGUAACACUGAAAAGAGCAAACUCUUCAACGAGUCAGCUCAAAUUGUAAUAGUUUUAAAUGUUACAUGAUUCCUGUUUAUAUGCAUCAGGAGAAUUAAAAGUAGAUCAGUAACAGCAAUGUUUUGUUUAAGCUUUAAAGUGUAUUUAGAUCGAAUUUGCACGUGUGCACGUGCAAAUUCGAACGUACUGCGUUGCUGAGAUAUACCCAUGUUAAGGAUAAUUUAAGCGAGCAUUGUCCGUAUCAGAAACUAUUGUUAACAAAUGUGGCAGUGAAAGUUCUCGAUGGGCGCCCCAGCCGAUUCACGCUUGGGAAUUAUAUCUGUAAUACUCUAAUAAAACAAAUAGUUUAUUUUCGCGGGCACAACCACGUUCUAAAAACAGAACAUGAACUAUAUUGAUUAUUAAUUAAUAUCAAUUUGGAGGGCAUUGAGAAAAUGAAAUAUGGAACAAGUCAAUAAAGCAGUCUGAACAAUUGUGCGAGCGUGGGUCAGUGGACCAAAAUACAUUUGAGCUUUCUAAAAUCUGCAUUUUAGCCUAGGAAAUGUACCUCAAUGCCCGACAAAGUGAUGAUAACUUCAGCUUUGCAAAUGGCAGUAGAGAUAAUUGAAAAAAUUAUAAAAAGCAAGGGUUGAGAAAUUAAGGGGAGUUGGACUUUAUUUUUCCUAUGUAUAUGUACAUACAUGGGAACAUAACCCAAAGUGUCAAAUGACAUCUAUUUUUUUAAGAGGCAAAUGCGAUGUAUAGAAUUGAUGAUUAAUUUCUCUUGAAUCAAAAGAAUAUUCUGAUAUUUGUGACAGGGAAAGUCCCUAAGUGAGCAGCUGUUCUAUGCUGGGGAGAAAGGGGAUGUUGAAAAAUGUUCAGAAUUGGUUGAUAGAGGAGCAGAUGUGAACUGGAAAGCAGGUUCAGAAUUGGUAAGCAUAAUAUUGUAUAACCGUCUACCCCUCCCCCUUUCCCCUGAAAAACCUGUUUUUGUGACUCUGCAGUUACUGGCAUGCUAUUAAUAGUAUCACGGGAUAAAGUUCAGGCUAUUCCCCACUAAAAGUUGCUUUCGUUAUGUAGCACAAUUGGUAUACUUUUACAUUAUUUGGCCUUUUUUUCUUUUAUAUAGUUGUAUUAAUUUGCUUGUUUACAAAUUACUUGUCACUUAGCGGUGCAUAUAACCCUUUAAUUCCCAUGAGUGACCAAGAGAGAAUUUCUCCUUACAAUAUCAAUACACUACCAAGUAGGCAAGUAGUGAGAAUAAAGACAAAUAUGAAUCAACCAAUUACUUAGGUUGAUCUAAUACCAAAUUCCCUGAACUAAGAUAUUUGAAUUGUGUGGUAGACAGUAAGGAGAAAUUCACUCAUAAUAUCUUGGGAGUUUAAGGUGUUAUCAGUGGUGAUCAAACAUUUCUUAUUCAAUGACCAGGUGAAACAUCAAUUUGUUAAUAAAAAUUCAAAUUUAUAAACUUUUGACAUUUUUUUUCACUGAAAUCAUAAAUUUUUUUCUGUUCAUGAAAUCCUCAGUUGAUUGUGUAAAAGUGAUUAGAUUACAGUCUACAGAGCUGAAAUUUCCUGUCUUGAGUGCUGAUUUUCAAGAAGAAAAUUGAAAAGACUUUAACUUGGCAUUUAAGGAUUAGGACCCCCAAUAGUAAGCUUUCAGUCUCACAGGUGAUGGCUACAAAGUCAAAUUUUCAGACUCUGUUACAGUAGAUUGAAUACUGCUUUCUAUGCUUUUCUUAGUGGUUUAGGACCCCAUUGAUGCAGGCAGCUAAAAGUGGAAUGACUGCAGUGUGUAAACUGUAUUUGGAAAAUGGUGCCAAAGUUGAUGCAUUUACAAAGGUAUGUAUAUUUAACUGGUAAUCCUUUCAAACAUUCAAACUGAACAUUUUGUUGGAUCAUAUAUUAUACAUCAAAAUCAAUGGGAGACUCCAUCAUAAUUAUUACAUAGUUAUGAUAUUAUGUCAUAUUUUAGUAUGAUAAUAUCAGAAAACAGGCAAGAAUUUGAAGCUUGACUGAAUCAAAGCAUUGUCGGCAAUUACAUAACCUUGCAUUUCAGGACUGGCUGACAUUCUACACAAAGGGAAUCUCUAAAGCAAUAUUCUAAUAAUACUAUGGCAAGCCACUGAAACAGAUAAUUUUUGUCCACCACUGAAACAGACAUAAUUAUUUUCCAAAGGUUAUUCUGAGGGAGUGAAGAACAAAUGGGCCAGCCCAAGCUGUCUAUUUAGCCUUGAAACUUAUAACCAUGCAGUUAUAAUUUAUGUAAUCAAAGUAAUUCUUCAAUUGCUUUUCAGAGUCAAUACACUGCAUUGACAUUAGCUGCCCGAUAUGGAAAAACAGAUGUAUGCCAGCUGUUAUUUAGUAAUGGAGCCAAUGUGAACAAUCAAACAACGGUGAAUGAUAUAAAUUCAAUGCAAUGUUCCAACUGUUUUGUUUGGAAUUACUUUCUGCAGUAUCAUUUUCAUCCUUUGUUGUUAAGGGUAGAAUCUUUUUGUUAACUGUUAAUUAUCUGUCAUGAAGUUGUUCAUUCUGUUUCUACUGUGAGGGAACCUAAAAAAAAAUGCUUACCAAUCUUAACUUAAUUUUUGGUGUGUUACCUUGAUGGUUAUUGAUAUGACGUUUUCUGGCAAGUGAUAAAAGAAAAAUGAAUAGAUAAUUAAUAGCUCAAUUGAUUGAUCACUUUGUAAACCCUCUUCAGCCCCCUACACUCCCCUCCCCUCCCCCUACGCAAGAUCAUAAGGGUAAUUGAGAUCAGUUGCAAUUAAUCACCAUAUUAAGUUAAAGGUAACUACAGAGAGCAAUUUUCAAUAAUUUGAGUUUUGCAAACAAUUUUGGGGUUGUUUUUGUUUUUUUUCUCUGCUAUGUGGUUGAUUCAGAAAAAAAUUACACUUUCAUUUAAACCAAUCAGGUCCAAAAGUAAAAACAACAGCAACUUUGUCACUGACAUUUUUAUGCACUGUUACCAGUUUGCUUGGUUUUACUCUGGGCCCUCAAGCGACUUUUCUUUCCUCUGAUUGGCUGUUUUCAAUUGAUUACUAAUACAAUCAAUCAAAAUAGGUUUUUAUCAGUAAGUUAAAGAUGAGGGCAUAGAGUAAAAUAUGGUCCAGUAAAAAGUCCAUCAAUCAGUAGCAUUUACUAAUACAACCACCUCACACCCCUCCCUGCAUACUAAUAGCUCAUCUUCCACCCCUCCCCAAGUAAUAACAGUCUGCCUCCCACCCCUCCCAGAGUACUGUUAAACUGCAUCCAACCCCUCCCUGACUUCUGAUGGUCUUCCUCCCCCCCCAAUAAAAUGAUCCAAAAAGUGGACCAAAAAAAAGGUUCAAAAAAGUGGUCCAAAAAAUAGUCCAAGUGUCCAAUGUUCCAGUCCAUAUUUCACCCUAUGCCUUAAUUUACAGUAUCUAUUGUCCAGUAGUUGCAGAUCUUUAUGAUUGUUGAUAAUUGAUCAUAUUCAUUAUUUUAUAGUAAACACGGAUAAACAAAAUUGAUAAGCAUUGGUAUGUGUUUUAGGAUGGUGAGACACCACUUAUGUGGGCAGCUCAUAAUGGCCAUUCAAAGACCUGUAAACAUCUUUUGAAAUGUGGAGCAAAGGUUGAUCUUCAGGAUAAGGUAUGUGCAGCAAUUUGCAGACUCAGCAGAGUUAAGGAGGCAUGACAUGAAAAGGUUGUUCCAAGAUUUUAUCUUGAAGUAAGGGUUCAUGUCUCCAUGUUGCAAGGAUAUUAAAUGAACUUUUCAAUCUCAUUUUUAAAAUGUUUUCUCCUCAGCAAUAGGAUGCUUAAACUUUUUACAAAGCAAUCCUGCCACUUGAAUCUGUUUCAGUAUUUUCAGUGUAUGUUGAUUUUUAUACUAAACUAUUUUUCACUGUUAAACCCUAGUACCGUUUCACAGCACUGAUCCGUGCUGUCAAAGGUGGUCAUGAAGAUGCCUGCUCAGUUCUUUUGGAGGCUGGGGCAGAUGUAAAUGCUACUUCAAGACUUGGAGAUAAGGUAUUCAUUUGUCAAUUUCUUUAAAGUCAUUUUUUACACUCUCUAUUGUUUCUCUCGUGUUUUGGUUAAAAUGACUUCCCUAGUAAUCCAUUUUUGCUGAGGUGAAAGAACACAAAGGCAGAUUAAAACAAUUAAACAAAAAACUGAAAUGCAAAAUCAAGAAAGUGCCAUCUACCUAAUUAUGACUGUGUGACACAGAAUGAUAUGAUUUCAGUCUUUGAUGAGGAACUUGAACUAAGUGCUUAAUAGCUGUCAUUUAAAGAUGUUUUUGAUUGACAGGUCUGGGAUGCUGAGUACUGGGCCACAAGAAAUAAUCAUUCUCGUAUUGUGAAGCUGAUACAGGUAUGUUUUGCGAAUUCCGAAGCACAUGUAAAUCGAACUCGAAAACCUGGUUUGGAAGUAAAGAGUUUUUUUUUCCUUUUAUUUUUUUCAGAGUCAUAAGGUGCGCUGUUCUCUUCUUAAAGAUGGCUCUGAUCCGCCCACUUACGUUACCCUUAAUGUAUGCGGCGCCGUCAAUGCAGGGAAAACAACUCUCAUUGCAAAACUGCAAAUGAAUUUCGUGCAGCGACGACUGAACAGGCGAAAUGAACCGGACACGAGCCAAGAUAUGUCUUCAAGAACUGCUGGGAUUGGAGUGGGGAUCAUUAAAGUUCCUGGGGUCGGUGAGUUCCGUAAAAUGGACAUGGCGGGUCACGCUUGGGCUUUCACAAGCAAUGAGUACUUUAUUGGCAAGAGGACGUCCAUAUCUUUGGUCUUGUUUGACUUGAGUAAAGCAGACGAGGAAAUCAAAAAGGAUUUGUUCCAUCACCUGGGUUCGUUGAAGGCCAGGGAGACAAAGGUUGGCGUACUUCGUUUUCGUCCAGAAGUCGUGUUGAUUGCGACACACAUUGACAAGGUAGAACUGGGUACUGAACCGCAACUUCGAGCAAAUGCCUAUUUUAGGAAGGCAAAGGAAUGCUUUCAAGCUUACCUGAAUUUCUAUCGUAAAGUGAUGGUCUUGGAUUGCACUAAUCCUAAUGAUCAUGAUUUCGAGUCGUUGCGCGAUUGCCUUAAGGAGCUUCGUGACAAGAUAAUCAAGGUAAGUUCCUCUUUUUCUUAACUUUCUAGGAACAUAUGAAUACUUUUUCCAGGGCUCUAGUAUUUUCUGCAAGCUAACUGGGAAAUGCUUGUCCCAUGGCGAUGUUAAAGUUACCUUAAAAGUGUCUUAUUAGUUUUCUUGCUCCAUCAGCGAAACUAAUCUCACACCAUCAACGAUGCCAUACUGUAAAGGGUGUGGCAAAUCGGGGGAAGGCCUUUGAGGAACACAGGAAACUUCUAGAAAAUAGACAAAGAAAAGUCACUGGUAUUCAAUAUCUUGACAACUACUGAACGAUUCUUUGUGUCUCUGCUUUUUGCUGUGAUUGGCUGUUUUGAUCAUCUCACCUCUCCGAUGCUCUCUUAAAGACAUCAGAUCAGCUCUUAAAUGAGUUUACCAAUAAACUAAUACUCAAAAAGACGCAGAUAAUUAAGAGUUGUUGAUGGGCAAUUCGGAGGAUUUUUAAGGAAAUGUAUUGCUACAUUGUAGUUCUUACUUGGUACCUGCACAUGUGGCUUUAUUACCUUUCUUGUUGCGCUUCUAAACAAAUAGCUUUUCUAUUUUCCUAUUUUCCGGUGUAAAGUAUGUAUCUCGAGGACUCCACUGUUCUGUUUGUAUUUCGUACAGCAUUUACUCUUGAAGCUUUGUAAGCAAAUACACGGUCUCUUCUACCUAUAUGUCAAUGUUCCUGUAACAAUCAUUUUAAGCGUAAAAGUGAAAUUAUGGAGACCCGUUUACAUGUAAGUUUAGAAGUAUACAGUUUCUCAUAAUACUUGAUUUCCUCGCAGAACUCUGAUCGAGUGCCUCGCCUAUGUGCACAGCUAUUGCCUGACAUUCGUACGUGGGCAAAGGAGAGAAAAUCGUUUCCUGUUAUGUCCUGGCUGGAUUUUGUUGCCAAAGUGCGAGAGAUCAACAAUACUGCUGACGAAGAAGGAGUCAGAAAUAUCGCUUUCUAUCUGAAUGAAAGUGUCGAGGUAACAGAAUUUUUCGCAACCGCUACAAUUUACAAAAACAAAUGCAUUAGAAAUGUACAUUCUGAUGUGCACUUUUCGGAAAUUUUGAAUCGUAAGACAAAAUUUGCCUUUGUUAAAGAUCUAGGAAAGCUUAGUAAACUCUCUUUCAUUUCCUGAUCUACGUGCUUGCUCUCCAAUUUUCAGAUCGUGAGUGACACUUCCCCUUUGCUUCGUGACAAAGUCGUCCUUGACGUCAAUUGGUUGACAUCUCAUAUUUUUGGAAUCGCCUUGGCUCCCGCCAACUUCCCGCGUUCUCUCCGAUUCGACAGAGUCUCUGGAAUGGUUGAAAAAUCCGAUCUGGAAGCCACCUUUCGUGAAUGCCCUUUGAAACAGCUUAUAGAGCUGUUGGUACGAUUUGAAGUGUGUCUCCCAUGGGAUGAAGAAAAUCUUGUUUGUGAAAACUACCUCUUCCCUAGUCACCUGGAAACGAAUCGCAAUCUGGACGAUUUAUGGCCAACGAAGUUCGGUAGAAGUGACAGCGAUCGUUGUGUUGUUGGCCGUAUUGUCGAGUGCAAGAACAAAACGGAUGCUCUUCCUAACAGCUUCUUCCCAAAAUUCCAGAUCCGUUUGUUGAAACGCUUUGGACACAAAAGCCCAGUUUGGAGUCGCGGCAUCAAAAUCGCAGAUGACACGGUGGAGAUCCUUGCCACACUUUCAUCUAACCUAAAAGCGGUGAAUGUCUGUGUGUGGGCGCCUAAAGGAUGCGAGGAGCGUUGUUACUACUCCCUGACGUACAUCGAGAGACUCAGGGAUGAUCUACUCGACGAGGUUGCCGGGGGGAUCGAGUUUGUUGAGAAAGCCAUGAGCAUCGAGGUGCUGAAACGCAAAGAAUUUGAGGGUUACCCUUUGAAAGAAGUGGACGAGGCGCUCAAGAAAGGUGGUCCAAAUGCCAGACUUACGCUAGAAACAUAUGCAGUAAACGAAAGGGCGAUUGAUGUGCGAUACUGCGGAAUCAGACGGUACUCGCACCCGUGUGAUCACAUAAGUCACUUCCCGCUGAGGGAAAGAAAGGCAUUAUCCAAGAUACUGGACUCCAAUAUUGAAUCUGAUCACUUACAACUGUUGUCAAACCAUCUGAAAGUGCCCGUGGAACACGAGGAUAGUGAAUCUGGUAGUGUAUCGCAGAGAGAGUUGUUAUUUAGCGCUCGAAUAGAAGUGAGAGGGCUAACAAUGUAUAUUUUAAAUACAUCAAUCCAUCUGGUGUUGAGUUAGAAUAGUGUAGAUUAUAACAAUCAAAGAGAACGUACAACGAAACGAACAAAGAACGAAACAUCCAAACAGAACAUGUCAUGCACCACGGUAGUGACACGUCCUGUUUGGAUCGUUUGUUUUGUUGUUGUUGUUGCUGGUGUAUGUGUUGGUUUUCUGGAUUGAGUUAUCAUGUUUAUAUUUUUCCACUUCACUGAUAGAGUAGUUUUCACUUUAAUUUAAACAAUUUUCCUUAACUUUCAUACUGUUUUAAAAACAGAAUACGUGACUAUUUGAGAAUGACGUGUCACAGUAAUACUACAACUAUGCAACUCUGGUGCAGAUUUUUUUGCUAAUUAACGAUGAAAACUAGCGAGAAACUCGUUAGUUUUCGUGAGUAGACAUUUUCAGCAGCAACCCAUUCCCCUCUUCCAUCACCCUUUCCCGAAGAUAAAAAAAAAUCUAUACCUACUCGACAUGUGAACUAAUUCAGUAAAUGGUUUGAACUAUAAGGUAACAGUUAAUAGUGUGGUUUUAUCGUCCGGGCGAGAGUAGAACUGAGCAGGACUCUUGUCGGUAGCGGUGGCUGAUGUUUCGACAAACUUAGCAGAUGUAAACUUCCGAGUCGAACCGAUUGCCAACUCAGCUUAUAUCUAAUCGCAUGUUAAAUUGGCCCAAACAAUAACAGGUGCUUUUAUUACGACUGGCACUUCCAAACAGCAGGUCGUUCUUGGGACAGUAAGUUGAUUCUUUGUCCUAAUUUCUUUGUUUCAGGUUUCACUAGCGUUAUUCCGGGAAGUAAAACAGAUCGGUACCUCUCACGCUGUGCCUUUGAACGUGAUCUGUGUACAGAUGACUUGAUUCAAGCUUUUGAGCGUGUCAACCAAUUCCAAGCUGCUACAAUUGUUAGUCAGUGGCUUGCCAACGUUCACAGCGCUCAAGACAUUAAUGCACUGGACAGAACUAGAGGUGAAAGCAGCGCUUCCGAGAGAAGCUAUUCCAUUGGUUCACGCAGUCGUUGGACAAGUGGAGCGUCCGAACAUUCUGAAGUACGAACAAGGAGUACAGAAGGGAGUAGUGCCUCUGAGGGAAGUCCUUCCUUAGUAAACAAAACAAGUGUUAACGGGAUAAGGAACCCGCUUCCACGGGCCAGUCCUCAACAAAGCUUUGACUCCCCCGACAGAAAAGAAAGCGGUGCAUCGGAGAAUAGUCUUCACUUUGAUGUGGAAAAAGUGAGGUCUAGUAGUGGAUUUUCUUCCUCAGGAGGCAGUUUCACUGGAGGAAACUUACGACCUCGUUUUGAGAGCGCAAGUUCAGCUUCUGGGCUCAGCUACCCAACUGAAGAGUCCUUCUGGGUGUCUCACGAAAGGCUUUCUCGUGAAGUAUCUCAAACUAGUUCAACAGAGCAAGUUGUACCUGGGACUCGUCUUGUUGCCCAUCCUUGCUCGAAUUGUAAAUACUGUGAAACAAAACUACCUGCACAAGACAACGAAGGUACCGAGCCACCCCUCAGCAUAGAAGAAACAUCGCAAGAUACAGGUGCUAAUGCACAUCGGAAAGAUUCUGAUCGCGACGCAUUACCAAGUCCCAUCCAGGUUUCUGAUGGCGUGUCUGAGGAAGAAGCUACCGAAAAAGAAUCAAUUCCAACGUGUGAGACUGCAGGAGAACCGGAACUUGGCGAAUCGUUUCCGUCGAUAAGGCAACUUAUUCCCGAGCUCUCCACGAGGUUGAGUGUUAAUUGGAGGCCCGUUGCUGUUGAUCUUGGUGUCAGAGGUUGUGACCUUCGACGUCUCGAAGACUCCAGCUUGCUUCGUGUCCAGGCGAGUGGAAUGUUGAAACUCUGGUUGGAUAACAACAAGUGCUCCUUUAAAUGCGCAGAUUGUCAAAACAUGAUCUCAAAAAGACUUGCAGAAGCAUUUGAAAACGCACAUCGAGCGGAUCUCAUGGAUUUCUUGCAGCAUUGAAGAGUUAAGUAAACUCUUUUGAAUUCGUUCUUUGGUGUUCUGUAAGAAUGCCUUUUCGUUGACAAAAAUAUCGUCUACCGUAGGAAUUUUAUGCGAGAUCUGAACAACUGCGCGCCUUCCACUCCCCUAGUCCUGUAAAAGUCAACUGAUAACCUGUAACUAGGCACUGUAUAUAUCGCUUGUAAUUUUUCUCGUUGCAAUUUAAUUUAUUGUUGGUAGGAAAGUUUGUCCAAACCGAUAAAUAUUUAAAUCGAAAACGGACGCUAUUUUUUCCAAAAAAGUUGUGAAAAACGGGAAAAGGGGAAUCAUUUUUCAUUUUGGUUUCCCCAUAAAUUCACAAAAUGAGCGUUGAUUAUGAGAGAGAGUAGGAAGAACAGAAUAGCUGGGCCGGAUGUUAAAAUUCAAAGCGACAAGAAUUCGAUGCACAAAUCUAGACAAGAAACAAUUUUCCGACUCACUCUUAAGUUACUUGUAUAAUAAAUGUACUAACAAUAGGGAGGAUAAGGAAUGUUUUUAGCAGGGUAGUAUUAUUAAUUUUCAUCAUUACAUGAUGUUGUUUUAUUUCAGAUCCGAGUAAUAAUUCCAGAUUUGAACAGAAUGUUGUACAUUUUUUUUUAAUGACAAGGGCAGUGUGAUGUCAUAGUGACGGAAUAUGAUGUCGUUACGGGCAUUUUCUAUAUGAAAUUUCUUGACUUACGUUGCCUCUCAUUAUUGGCUGAAUAAAUUAAACCGUCUGUAGUACCUAAAGAAUUGUAAGGAAAAGGCAUAGUCGUAUAUGAAACUGAGAUUUCAAAAUCAUUGAAAAAUCUUCUCUAUAAAUACUGAAAUUGUUUUCUGUUCUUUGUCUGUAAACCAACAAGCAGAAUCUACAUCGUUGCCCACACAUUUUCCCAGUACUUAGCUGUCGAUAAAAAAUCUCACAUUUG